CUUUCUCUUUCAUGAACAGGCAAUGCAAUGCAACCCUGCUAAGCAGUCAUCAUGGAAUAUGUUGUCAUUGUUUACAAGUUCAGGAAUGUUGUUCCUGGAAGUUAGCUUAGUGGCCUUUUUACUUCAUGGCAAUCAUGCUACUGGGUCUGAUGCUUUAACACGUACAUUUGCCGUCUCAGGAGUCGUCGUUGCUGGGGACAUGCUACUUAAGGCUAUCUAUGUAUUUGGUUUUGGGGUUCCCCUGUUCAUUGAUGAUCAUGAGAAGGGCAAUCCGAUGAAAUGGGGUUUAUGGCUUCUCCACAAGCUGUUGCUUAGUGUUGUUUAUGGUUUCAUUUUGUUCGUGUAUCACUCGAAAUGGAGAGAAAGGUUACCAGCUAAGCCUGCCUUCUACAAAUACAUCUGUGCAAUGUUCUUGGUGAAUAUUUUAUCACUUUUUGCCUGCGUGUUUGUUGCAAACGGAUCUGGUUUUGGUUUCUGGCUGUUUGAUCUUGUAGCCAUUUGCUAUCACUCUCUGUAUCUUCCUCUCCUAUAUGUGACAUUUUUAGCCGACUUUUUCCAGGAAGAGGACAUGCGUCUGGAGAAUGUAUACUACUCUGAGAUGAAGGAUGCCGGUUUCUUUGAUUCUGAUUGGGAAUAAUACUGCUUUGUCUCUACUUCUCUUCACAUCUGUAAAUUUACCUUUCUCAUGGCUUUCGCGAACCCUUUCAUUGUAUAAAUCCUUGAUCUGUGCAAAUUCAAACUUGCAUGCUAAAUAAGUUUCAGAUUCAUUGUACUACACUGUGUUUUAACAGAACCUUUCUGUAUAAGAGGCAGAGAACCAUAGGCUUACACGCAUAAUUUAAUGAUCCCCGAAAACCUGUGGGCUUUUGUCA
Messenger RNA from Asparagus officinalis (garden asparagus), 872 nucleotides. RefSeq names its product transmembrane protein adipocyte-associated 1 homolog. The coding region runs from base 23 to 637 and encodes 204 amino acids. The transcript has 5 exons. NCBI's taxonomy places the organism in Eukaryota, Viridiplantae, Streptophyta, Magnoliopsida, Asparagales, Asparagaceae. Gene Ontology annotation, biological process: G protein-coupled receptor signaling pathway. Gene Ontology annotation, cellular component: plasma membrane. The record is from RefSeq and is a predicted model, not a curated record. Gene Ontology annotation, molecular function: G protein-coupled receptor activity.